CUGUUUACAUCCGACAGGAAGUCUCACACAGACAGCUUUGUGAUUUUUUUUUUCUCUCCCACUAGCUUCGCGUUUUCUUCAUUUUUAACAUAGUAACAAAACACUUCUGCCACUUUUAACCGACUGUAAUUCACGGGGAUGGAGGAAUACCAAAACGGCAACGAGGGCUCCUUCAACUCAGAAGAGGCUGAAAAUGUUGUCAAAGAGUGCAUCGAGAACAUUGUUGGUGCUGAAGACUACAGUCAGACUCAGGUGAACAAAUGGACUGCUGGUAUUGUGGAGCGCUGCCUCACACAGUUGGUCAAACAGGGGAAACCAUACAAGUACAUUGUGACGUGCGCUGUGAUGCAGAAAACAGGAGCAGGACUUCACACGGCCAACUCCUGUUACUGGGACACCACCAUGGACGGGAGCUGUACAGUGAGAUGGGAAAACCGCACCAUGUACUGUGUGGUCAGUGUGUUUGCCGUCGCUGUCGUAUAGGACACAUACACACAAAAGAACACACCGAUGACCAAAACAGCCACCAACACCUGAAGAAGAAUGCAGUGUGUCCCUGUGAACAGCAGGGGGCCACCAAGUGCCACAUCCAAACAGCGCUGUGUCGACCUGAAGAACAGAGACAAAACCCCCUGGAUUUUCUUCAGAUCUUUCAGCCCUCAGAUCCAAUGAAUAUCUAAUCAAUGUAUUUAUAUUCUCACAUCACUGCAUUGGAAUCUCUAUUUAUUACAGAAGGCUGUCAUUAUGCAGCAGCAGCAGCUGUGUGCAACACAUUUACUUUGUUCCCUGUUUUCUGUUCCAAACAUUGUGUCAGAGAAAGAUUAAGCACUUUUGAGGAGCUGAUUGCUGCAAGAAAUAAACGAUUGAUUGAUAGAUGAGAAACCAUAAUUUCUUAUGUACAAAUAAAGGCAGAUAAACAGUCAA
Molecule: messenger RNA, 924 nt
Organism: Solea senegalensis (Senegalese sole)
Lineage: Eukaryota; Metazoa; Chordata; Actinopteri; Pleuronectiformes; Soleidae
Product: dynein light chain Tctex-type 3-like
Exons: 5
Coding region: 139-483 (114 amino acids)
Biological process (GO): microtubule-based movement
Cellular component (GO): cytoplasm; cytoplasmic dynein complex; kinetochore
Molecular function (GO): dynein intermediate chain binding
Source: RefSeq, a predicted model, not a curated record